This is a messenger RNA of Echinops telfairi (small Madagascar hedgehog), 5167 nucleotides long. It is a transcript of the gene ASAP2, whose product is annotated as ArfGAP with SH3 domain, ankyrin repeat and PH domain 2. The transcript has 28 exons. The coding region runs from base 33 to 2903 and encodes 956 amino acids. The record is from RefSeq and is a predicted model, not a curated record. Gene Ontology annotation, cellular component: cytoplasm. NCBI's taxonomy places the organism in Eukaryota, Metazoa, Chordata, Mammalia, Afrosoricida, Tenrecidae. Gene Ontology annotation, biological process: positive regulation of GTPase activity. Gene Ontology annotation, molecular function: GTPase activator activity; protein binding.
CCUUGGAUGUGGACCGCACAGUUCUUAACAAGAUGAAGAAAUCUGUGAAAGCAAUAAACAUCUCCGGGCUGGCUCACGUGGAGAAUGAAGAGCAGUACACCCAAGCGCUGGAGAAGUUCGGCGGCAACUGUGUGUGCAGAGACGACCCGGACUUGGGGAGCGCCUUCCUCAAGUUCUCUGUGUUUACCAAGGAGCUGACCGCGCUUUUCAAAAAUCUGAUUCAGAAUAUGAACAACAUCAUCUCCUUCCCUUUGGACAGUUUGCUGAAGGGAGACCUGAAAGGAGUCAAGGGGGAUUUAAAAAAACCUUUUGAUAAAGCUUGGAAAGAUUAUGAAACAAAAAUAACCAAAGUAGAGAAGGAGAAAAAGGAGCACGCCAAGCUGCACGGGAUGAUCCGCACGGAAGUCAGCGGGGCCGAGAUUGCCGAGGAGAUGGAGAAGGAGCGGCGCUUCUUCCAGCUGCAGAUGUGCGAGUACCUGCUGAAGGUCAAUGAAAUUAAGAUAAAAAAGGGAGUGGAUUUACUUCAGAAUCUGAUCAAGUAUUUUCAUGCCCAAUGCAAUUUUUUCCAGGAUGGGUUGAAAGCCGUUGAAAGCAUCAAACCGUCCAUAGAAACACUCUCAACAGAUCUUCAUACAAUCAAACAAGCCCAGGAUGAAGAAAGAAGGCAAUUGAUACAGCUUCGAGACAUUUUGAAAUCAGCGUUGCAAGUGGAACAGAAGGAGUCUAGGAGAGAUUCCCAGAUCCGCCAGGGGGCGGCCUAUAGCUUACACCAGCCCCAGGGGAACAAGGAGCAUGGGACGGAGCGGAGCGGCAGCCUCUACAAGAAGAGCGACGGGAUCCGGAAAGUGUGGCAGAAAAGGAAAUGUUCCGUUAAAAAUGGGUUUCUGACCAUAUCCCACGGGACUGCUAACCGCCCUCCUGCGAAGCUCAACCUUUUAACCUGUCAGGUGAAGACCAACCCCGAGGAGAAAAAGUGCUUCGACCUUAUUUCACAUGACAGAACAUACCACUUUCAAGCCGAAGAUGAGCAGGAAUGUCAAAUAUGGAUGUCCGUGCUGCAGAACAGCAAGGAGGAAGCUCUGAACAACGCCUUCAAGGGCGAUGACACCACGGGGGAGAAUAACAUCGUCCAGGAACUAACGAAGGAGAUCAUCUCUGAAGUCCAGAGGAUGACCGGCAACGCUGUGUGCUGCGACUGCGGGGCACCAGACCCUACCUGGCUCUCCACCAAUCUGGGCAUCCUGACCUGCAUCGAGUGUUCCGGAAUCCACCGGGAGCUGGGGGUCCACCACUCCAGGAUGCAGUCCCUGACGCUAGACGUGCUAGGAACCUCUGAGUUGCUGCUUGCCAAGAACAUUGGGAAUGCAGGCUUCAAUGAGAUCAUGGAGUGCUGCCUCCCCGCAGAGGACUCCAUCAAGCCCAGCCCAGGCAGCGACAUGAACGCAAGGAAAGACUACAUCACUGCCAAGUACAUUGAGCGGAGGUAUGCGCGGAAGAAGCACGCGGACAAUGCCGCCAAGCUGCACAGUCUGUGCGAGGCCGUCAAAGCCAGAGAUGUGUUCGGCCUGCUCCAAGCCUACGCCGAUGGCACCGACCUGACCGAGAGCAUCCCGCUGGCCAGCGGACAUGAACCGGAUGAAACAGCCCUGCACCUGGCAGUGCGAUCUGUGGACCGGACUUCGCUCCACAUUGUGGACUUUCUCGUUCAGAACAGUGGGAACCUGGACAAGCAGACAGGUAAAGGGAGCUCGGCCCUGCACUACUGCUGCCUGACCGACAACGUCGAGUGCCUCAAACUCCUCCUCCGGGGAAAGGCCUCCAUCGAAAUCGCUAACGAGUCCGGAGAGACGCCGCUGGACAUAGCCAGGCGCCUAAAGCAUGAACGCUGUGAGGAGCUGCUCACACAGGCCCUGUCGGGAAGGUUUAAUUCUCACGUCCACGUCGAGUACGAGUGGCGCUUGCUCCACGAAGACCUGGACGAGAGUGACGAUGACGUGGAUGAGAAGCUGCAGCCUAGCCCCAACCGGCGAGAAGACCGGCCGGUCAGCUUCUAUCAGCUGGGAUCGAACCAGCUGCAGUCCAAUGCCACCAGCCUCGCCAAGGACAAGCAGAGGGGUUUUGGGCCCAGCAUCUUGCAGAACGAGACUUACGGAGCCAUCCUGAGCGGCAGCCCACCCCCCAGCCAGCCUGCACCCCCCAGCACCACCAGCGCCCCCCCACUGCCUCCGCGGAACGUUGGCAAAGGUACUCAACCAUCUGGGCUCCCUGCAGACACAGUUCAGACAGCCUCCUCGGCUGGCACCGUGUGGAAGACAGACUCUGUCCGUGGGGACAGUGUCAGCCGGCAGCGAUCUUCGUCAGAUCCGCCAGCUGUCCACCCACCGCUGCCCCCUCUCCGCGUGACAUCUACCAAUCCCUCGGCUCCCACACCGCCCCCUCCUGUGGCCAAAGCCCCCAGUGUGAUGGACACCUUGAACCAGCAGAUGAAGCCCGGCCAGCCGGGGGUCCCACCAAGCAAAUCUACGCCCCCGCCCCUGCCGCCCCAGCCGCCCAGCCGCCUGCCGCAGAGGAGGCCCACUCUUGGGGCUGACAAAGUGACCCCACUCAUCAGCAAAGGCCAGCCAAGAGGACCUGAAGCUGUGGGUCUGCUGUCCAGCACCUUGGCCGUGCAGCCACCAGCACCCAUGCCCCGGAAGUCACAGAUAACAAAGGCAAAGCCCAAACGGGUCAAAGCCCUUUAUAACUGUGUGGCCGACAACCCCGAUGAGCUGACCUUCUCCGAGGGUGACAUGAUCAUUGUGGACGGCGAGGAAGACCAGGAGUGGUGGAUUGGCCAUAUUGACGGAGAUCCGAGUCGCAAAGGGGCAUUUCCUGUAUCGUUUGUGCACUUUAUCGCAGACUAAAUCGCUACUGAACAAUGGUUCCUUCAGCCGUUGCUGAUGUUCCUGUCACACUGGUGGUACCCCCCCUUGCCAGACCGGCCUCACGAACUGUAUUGUACCUUAGCGCACUGCGCUCUACUGCCACUCUUUUGCUCUCAACCGUCAAAGGCGAUUUUUAAUGUAGAAAUGAAUUGGUUUUAUAAUCUGGGGUUCUCAUGAGACAUUGCUAAACUCUUUUUAGGAAUAACUCGCUCUCCUGGAAGGUGAACUGGAUCAAGACCUUGACUCGACUUUAGUAGCUAACCCUAACCACGUGUAAGGUGAAGGGCAGUGAAAACCCAUCCCUCCUGCUCCCUUUCCCUUGUUUCUGAAGUCGGUGGCCCUGAGGGCAGCCGUUAGUGUAGGAAGCCAGUCACCCAGCCUCGGCCAGCCUUCCAAGGGAGAAUGCCAGCAGUUCACCUGGAAGGUCCCGUCUUCCUUUGAAGCCUCCCAGUGUUUGCUUACAGCCACCGUGGACACGUCCACAUUCAUGCUGUACUUUGCAGCUCUCUCCGUGGGCUUGCAGCCUUCAUCAUAUUCUGCAUGUGUAGAGCCUGGUGUUAUGUGCAACUAAACUGUCGCAAACUGCCGGUGGUUUCCUCACACGCAGGAGUAGCAGUCCGCUCAGUGCCAGCAGGACGUCGGGACAGAAACACAUGUUCUGCAUUUGGUUGCAGAUGAAGGAUGAGAUUGGAAACACAGCUCUUUAGACUAGUUAUGUGCUUCAGCUAUCUUGGACUUGGCUCUUGAACGUCUGGUGGCACUGAAAGCAGCUGCAGAGUGCAGUGGUGCGGCCCUGCUUGUGAGCGCAUCCGCAUCACUGUUGCCUGUUGCUUGCACCCCAGCCUCCCUCCUAGCACACGAGAAUGUGUACUCAGCCUAGUGUCUUGUACGAAUCUAGCAACGGGAAUGGUCGUCACACUGUCUUGAAACUUAACCUCCAUUUGUUCAAGAGCAUCAAAAAUCUGUGUAGGCUCCCAGUAAUACCGUUGAUAUUCUUAAAUAUCCCAAUUUUAGUUAGAAGUCCAUACUAUCAUACUUAAGCUACUGGGGGAAAUUAGGUUGUAUAUGAUUAAAUUAAAAAAUCAGCUUGACUGUCAUACCUCUCUCACAGUCGUUGUGAGCCUGAGAUUCAGCAGGAAUUCUGGGAAUCUUGACACUUUGGGGAAAAGGACGCGUGAUGCCACUUGGGUUUGGACCAGAAAUCAAGGAAGCCGUUUAGGAUCAGCUGGGAAAGCGAGGCAGCCGUGGUGUGACUGCCUUUGUUAGGAUGGUGCCUUUGACCGAAGCAGCCUGUCUUCUCCACGCUAGACUCCGAUAGGGGGAGACUUUUUCGUUUUUUAAAUUGUAUUGAGUAUUUUGUUGCUGUUAUGAGACACAAACUGGAAUGCUUCAUGUGUAUGGCAUUUGUGCCCUUUGCCUUUCAGAGUUCCGGGUAAAAUGUGUUAGAUUUGCAAUUAAGUUUUGUUUUGUUUUAAAGCACUACAUGUUUUCACUAAUCGUUAAUUUCCAUAGUUUUGAUCCUUUCGUUUCACUCAGAUUUAACGGUCACCAUGCAUUUUGCACAGUGCACUUCAUGUGCAUCAUCAGUCCUCCAGCAGCGUAUCUGCUGAUCAGCUUUUGGCCACCAAAAGGAAUUCAAUUGGUUUAUGUCAACAUUGGAAUUAGAGUCCCACGCUAAUCUAUCAGGGUCACUGGUACAUGAAUAUCUAGGAAGUAUUUUUUCAAUCCAUAAUUUGGUGGUGCUAUUGUGCAGUAAUUAAUAUUAUUCUUGCCAGAAGAGAAAUUAUGUAUUAACUUCCCUGCUAAUAUCCUUUCCUAGGUAUUUGCUGUUUGCAGAUUAAAAACAACAGAAAAACAUUGUAGAUAUCUAUUUAUAUUUAAAGUUUACGUUUCAUGGACUUGAGCUGCAGGAUUCUGGCAUUUUGCAUGCCAUUUCCAUCAGAUCUGAUGUCAAAGGGACAGGGGCUCAGCAGUGCACUGCAGACCCACAGGCCCUCUGUUACUGUCGCGGGUAGAUGGCGCAGCUGCAGCAUGGAAUGCUAUUUGAGAUGUAUGAUACUCAGUCCAUUCACUUGAUUAUUUUGGUCUAGUUGCAACGCAACUGUAUAUAUUGUACAACCUAAAUCAAUUUCUUAUUUUCAUUAUCCUUAAUGCAGUGAUUUAUAAUUAGAGCAUGUUUAAUACGCUUACUCUCCUUGUUAACUAGUCAUUUGACUAGAAAAAAAUAAACACCUUUAAAUGGG